This is a messenger RNA of Maniola jurtina (meadow brown), 411 nucleotides long. RefSeq names its product cuticle protein 19-like. The record is from RefSeq and is a predicted model, not a curated record. Bases 31 to 411 code for a protein of 126 amino acids. Gene Ontology annotation, cellular component: extracellular matrix. The transcript is spliced from 4 exons. NCBI's taxonomy places the organism in Eukaryota, Metazoa, Arthropoda, Insecta, Lepidoptera, Nymphalidae.
UUAGUAUCCUAAACAAACAACUAAUUCAAAAUGUACUCCAAGGUGUUGUGUUUGGCUGCCCUCAUCGCCGUGGUUGUCGCGCACGAUCACGCACCAGCUUACUCUUCGCAGCACGUCUCCAAACAUGAUGGCAAACCUGAAAUUGUGCAUGUUGGACACGAGGGACACGGACAUGUUGACUACCAUACUCAUCCCAAGUACACCUUCGAGUACAAAGUAGAAGACCAUCACACAGGAGACAUCAAGUCCCAACACGAGACCCGUGAUGGCGAUGUUGUCAAGGGACACUACAGCCUGCACCAGCCCGACGGUUCCGAGAGGAAUGUCCAUUACGAGGCCGACAAACACACUGGUUUCCACGCUGACGUGAAAUUCGACGUGCAUCACGUUCAUCCCAAACAUCAUUUCUAG